This is a messenger RNA of Sarcophilus harrisii (Tasmanian devil), 5767 nucleotides long. It is a transcript of the gene FZD10, whose product is annotated as frizzled class receptor 10. NCBI's taxonomy places the organism in Eukaryota, Metazoa, Chordata, Mammalia, Dasyuromorphia, Dasyuridae. Gene Ontology annotation, molecular function: Wnt-protein binding; Wnt receptor activity. The transcript has a single exon. Bases 508 to 2253 code for a protein of 581 amino acids. Gene Ontology annotation, cellular component: plasma membrane. The record is from RefSeq and is a predicted model, not a curated record. Gene Ontology annotation, biological process: non-canonical Wnt signaling pathway; canonical Wnt signaling pathway.
UUGCUGCGCCUGUAAGUUGGUAGCGGCGCCGCCGGAUCUAGCCCGGCUUUUCCUCCUCGCCGCACCGCAUUGUUUGCAAACUUUGUUUUCGCCUGCCGGUUGGCCUGCUCGUUCCCCCUUCCUUUUCUGCUCUUCCCCCUCCCCCCUCCCUCUCCGGCCAACUCGGAGGACUCUUCGGGAGGACGCAGCGGAGGCAACUCGGAGCUCAGCUCCGCGCCCGGGGCUCGGCGCGGAGGAAGCGGCGGGCGAACAGCUCGCUUGCCCUGCCCCGGGCGGGCAUGGGCUGCGGCCGGGGCUGGGGCAGGAGCCGAGGGGUGCAGCGGGCAUCUGCUGCAGCCCGGCUCCGGGAGUUCAGGCUCUGAUGCGGCGCGGCAGGCGGAGUGUCUGAGCCGGCCCGCACCGCAGUGUCGACUUGUUGGACCGGCGGGUGCCACUGCCGCCGCCGCCGCCGCCGCCGCCGCUGCCGCCGUUACCCUCCCUGCCCCCCGCCCGGGACCCGACGCCGCCAUGAGCCUCCUGGGUUCCCGCCUCUGGGUUGUGCUGCAGGUGGUGGGGGCGUGCACGGCCAUCAGCUCCAUGGACAUCGACCGGCCGGGAGAGGGCAAGUGCCAGCCCAUCGAGAUCCCCAUGUGCAAAGACAUCGGCUACAACAUGACCCGCAUGCCCAACCUCAUGGGCCACGAGAACCAGCGGGAGGCGGCCAUCCAGCUCCACGAGUUCGCCCCGUUGGUGGAGUACGGCUGCCACGGCCACCUCCGCUUCUUCCUGUGCUCCCUCUAUGCGCCCAUGUGCACCGAGCAAGUCUCCACCCCCAUCCCCGCCUGCCGGGUCAUGUGCGAGCAGGCCCGGCUCAAGUGCUCCCCCAUUAUGGAGCAGUUCAACUUCAAGUGGCCCGACUCGUUGGACUGCAGCAAGCUACCCAAUAAGAACGAUCCCAAUUAUCUGUGCAUGGAGGCCCCCAACAACGGCUCCGACGAGCCGGCCCGGGGCUCCAGCAUGUUCCCGCCGCUCUUUCGGCCCCAGCGGCCCCCCAGUCCCCCGGAGCAGCAGCACCCAAAGGACGGCCUGGGCCGCUCGGGCUGCAGCAAUCCGGGCAAGUUCCACCACGUGGAGAAGAGCUCGUCCUGCGCGCCUCUCUGCACGCCCGGAGUGGACGUGUACUGGAGCCGGGCGGACAAGCAGUUCGCCGUGGUGUGGUUGGCCAUCUGGGCGGUGCUCUGCUUUUUCUCCAGCGCCUUCACGGUGCUCACCUUCUUCAUCGACCCUCCCCGCUUCAGGUACCCCGAGCGCCCCAUCAUCUUCCUCUCUAUGUGCUACUGCGUCUACUCCGUGGGCUACCUCAUCCGCCUCUUCGCCGGGGCGGAGAGCAUCGCCUGCGACAGGGACAGCGGCCAGCUCUACGUCAUCCAGGAAGGGUUGGAGAGUACCGGCUGCACCAUCGUGUUCUUGGUCCUCUACUACUUUGGCAUGGCUAGCUCACUCUGGUGGGUCAUCCUCACUCUUACCUGGUUCCUGGCCGCGGGGAAGAAGUGGGGCCACGAGGCCAUCGAGGCGAACAGCAGCUACUUCCACCUUGCAGCCUGGGCUAUCCCCGCGGUCAAGACCAUCAUGAUCCUGGUGAUGAGGAGGGUGGCCGGAGACGAGCUGACGGGCGUGUGCUACGUGGGCAGCAUGGACGUGAACGCCCUCACCGGCUUUGUCCUGGUCCCCUUGGCCUGUUACCUCAUCAUCGGCACCUCCUUCAUCCUCUCGGGCUUCGUGGCCCUUUUCCACAUCCGGAGGGUGAUGAAGACGGGGGGUGAGAACACUGACAAACUGGAGAAACUCAUGGUCCGCAUCGGGGUCUUCUCCGUGCUGUACACGGUCCCGGCCACCUGCGUGAUCGCCUGCUAUUUCUACGAGCGCCUCAACAUGGAUUACUGGAAGGUGCUGGCAGCCCAGCACAAAUGCAGGGUCAACAAUCAAACUAAAGCCCCGGACUGCUUGAUGAGCAGCUCGAUCCCUGCCGUGGAGAUCUUCAUGGUCAAAAUGUUCAUGCUGCUGGUGGUGGGGAUCACCAGCGGAGUGUGGAUCUGGACUUCCAAGACGCUGCAGUCUUGGCAAAACGUAUGCAGCCGGAGCCUGAAGAAAAGGAGCCGGAGGAAACCUACCACCGUCAUCACAGCCGGGGGAAUCUACAAAAAAGCCCAGCACCCCCAGAAAGGUCAUCACGGGAAGUACGAAGCAGCCACACAAUCACCCACCUGCGUGUGAAGUGUGCGUGUGGGGAGGGGUCGGGACUGCGGGGACUAAGCAGCUAAAAAAGGCUGUUUCCCACGGAAAGACUUGUACAGGACUCCAAGAGAAGGGCAAGGGAACUAAGCCCCGGUGCUUUUCUCAGACAGGAUGGGGGGAGGGGAGGGGAGGAUUUUUAAGUUGGGGAAAAAAAAAAAAAAUUACUGCCCUGAAAUUCAGGAUCUUCCCAUUCGCUUCAAGUUAAAUGUACCUAAGAGUUUAACAUGAAACGAAUAUUGUCAGUUAAAUGGCCUCUUCAGUUAAUUUGAAGUAGCUUGUGGGGAGGAAUAUAUAUAUAUAUGUUAUAUAUGCAUAUUAUAUAGGUGUAUCCAUAUAUACAUGUGUGUAUAUGUGUAUAUAAAUAUUUUAUAUACAUAUAAUAUAUAUAUGGAUAAUACACAUGUGGAUCAAAUCUGUGUGUUUCCCUAUUUCCUAUAGGAAGAGAAAACUUCUGUGGAUAGCAAAGAAGUCCCUCCCUAUGCUUCCCCACCCAACCCCCCAAAUUUCUUUUCUCCGAAAGCCAAAAGUCACUCUUCCUGAAGCCCUCCUUCAGGUCAUGGCCCUCACCAUGUGAGAAAGCAACUUCUGUAAUCACCUAAGCAAAGAAAUCUCCUUUUAACAACACAACACAGACAAGGGGGGUGGGGGGGUGAGGGGGAGAGAAUAAAAACUAAAAAUUAUAGAGGCCACAGCCUCCGCAAAACUUUUUAGCUAAAACGGAAACUUCCUCCGCCCCCCAAACCCCAAAACAAAAUCGCCAACUUCUGGGCAGCCUACACACGCAAACUAUGUGCAAUACAUUUUUUUUUUUUCUCCUACCAUGAAAUAAGAAAAAAGAAACAAGUAUUUUGCUGUACAUAAAGACCACAAAAGAAACCUCUUAACAAAAGAACUGAGAGGUCUGGCCCUCCGAAACCCUUUAGCGUUACAUUUUGUGGCUUUUUAAUGGAAAUCAAGCCAAUGUUAUACAAGUUUGAACUGAUUUGUGGAAAAAAAGAGAGAGAAGAGAGAGGGAUCAUUCAAAGGUACCAAGGGCUUAUUGACUCUUUCCAUUGUUAAACAAAUUCUUGCCAUGAAUAGAUACAGGAGCACUUGUGGUGCAAAGGGAAAAUUUUGUAUAUUGUGAUGCUCUUCGCUGUGCUGGAAAAGCUCAGUUUCUUAGUUGUAUAUAAUUGUAACAUAUGAUUAUUUUUCAUGCUCCACUAUUUUAUUAAAAAAAUAAAUAAAACAUGUUCUUUAGUUUGCUGAUACUCCCUUGUGAUGGCCACUUUCCCUUUCCCAAGCCGGAGUGUGGAGGGGCUGAAAGGCAACUUUGUUCUUGGCCAUUGAGUCUGCAGGCACAAGGGAGACUGCUCCCCUGUUUGUAGACAUGGGCUGAUCGCCCUUUCCAGCUAGGACAGAUGUGGAUUACAAGGGUGGUAGAAUAAUGGGACUUACAGGUUACAUAAGAAUGACAUGUGGCCAACACAGAGAGUUAGGGGAUUGUUCCUGGGGAAUCUUGGCAACUGAACAUGAGAGGUCCGUUGUAGGGACAAUUCGUGCAAAGGGAGCCUUGUUUACUGAGUACACACUGUGGCAGUAAUCUUUGUUUAGCAUCCUUUUUCUUCUCUUCAGAGAUGGAGGAAUGGGGGAGAGGGGAAUUCUCAGGACAGCUUCUUAUAAUGUCCCUCCCUGGUAUCCUUUGGAGAAAGGGGCAAAAGAGAACUCCAGUUCUCUGCCCUUCUACAUAAGCUGGGCUGAUGGGAUAGAAGGGUCAGUGGUGGUCUGGAUAAAGGGUACAGCUAUACACUUGGGGGAAAACUUCUGGCCAGACCAGACUUUUGGCUCAUCCAAGAGAGAGAACUAGGAGAGAGAUGGAGGGAGAGGUUUUAUUCUUGGCUGCUCAGAAGCAAUGAAGCAGUGAUCCAAGCUCGCAAAUCAGAUGUCUUUGGUUGACUGAGUCAAAGGCACCAUUCAAUCUUUCUUUUUCUUUUUUUUUCUUUUUUUUUUUUCAUCAAUUAAGGGUACUUAGAGAUGAAAUCAGAGAUUUCUUCAGACUGUGGGUAUCUCAGGAAAAUCAGUCUCUGACUGCCCUUGAGAACUUGCUAGGCGAUCAAACAUUUGCUUCCCAGCAAGUGUGAAAGCUUAGGUACGGACCAAAGAGAACUUGGGGAGAAUGAAACCAGUCUGAUACAACUGGAAUCCACUUAUUCUUGGAUAACCUGUUUGUUCAGUAAACAGAAGCUUUUGUUUUGUAAGCAUUUAUAAGCAUCUUGUCUGAAGUCUGCUCAAAACAGACUUUCUUGGCUCAAAGAGGCAAACUAGAGAAAGGCCUGUAAGAUCCUGUGGUUUGGGCCCCAUUUCUGCUUGUGGAAAGUUAGUGGUUAAUUAAAUGAUUGGCUAAGAAGGUUGAAAAUAAAUUAAGGAGUAAAUGUAACUAUGGGGUAGGGGAGGCGAAGUUUUGGGUUAUUUUUAGAAUUAAAGCCUGAACAUCUACUUUUCUUUAAAAAGUGGGUUUCCUAAGAAACCAAUUUUUGGAGAGUCUUAGAAUUAUAGGAUUGUAAAUGAGACCAAUAGGAAGGCAGUGGGGUGAGGCAGAAAGAGCAUGUGAGUAACUCUGAAGUCCAAGGACCUGGGUUCAAAUCCUGUCUAUGUGGUACUUGUGUGACAUUAGGAAAGUCGAUUUGACCUCACAAGGCUUGAUUUUUGAGAUCUUGGUGAAAGGCCCCAAGAUUACCCAACUCUUUAGUAUCUGUGUUGGGAUUUGAAUCUAGGACUUCUGACCAUAAGACCGCUAUAACAAGAAUGUGAAUAAUGGCAAUAAAUCAAAAAUGCACUCUAAUUUUUAACUGAAUGUGUAGCUGUGGGGAUCGCAGUAUUUUCUCAGGGAAUUUCUACAGGGAAUCUUUCCAAGAUUCUAAAUUAGUGAAGAGUUGCUCAUCUUCAUUGGCAGAGGGAGUUUAUAUUCAUGGGAAUCUCUCCACAUCAAUAAAAUAAUAGGUCCAAUUAAAUUAGACAAUUGAAAUUGUUUUAAGAGAUUAAAAAUAUAUGGGCAGAUAUAGCUAAUAAUGACUAACCUUUCUAUACCACUCUCUAUAUGCCAGGCAUUUACAAAUAUUAUCUUAAUUGACCCUUCCCUACAAACUUAGGGGACAGGAUAGUGGCUAUUACUCUCUACAUUUUACAGAUGAGGGAACUUCAGUUAAGUGACUUGGCUAGGGUCAUAUAGCUAUUAAGUAUCUGGGAUGAAUUUAAACCCAGGUUUAGGGAUCCAACCACUGUGUUAUCUAGCUGCUUAGUCUCAUAUAGUUGAUCAUAUAUGAGCCAGUCACAAAUUUAAUGCAAUCUGCUGAAGGAGCACUCAAUUUAUUUAAAAUUCACCAUAGUAACACCUUGUUUUGUAGUUUGCAGAGUUGUUUCCCAUAUUUGCUAGGUAUCCUUAGGUUUCUGGGUGCCAGUCCUCCCUAGGAAUCCUCAUCUUUUCAGCACCUGAUCAUCAGUAGGUCAGUAUGGU